GACAAUCCAAUAAUGGGGCGGGUCUUUGGGCGAAAUGUAUCAUGUCGGGCGAUGUUACAACUGCGGAUGACUUAGUACAGAAAAAUGUUCUACCAUCUAACAGAGAACUCCACACAGCAUGCCGUAAUUUUGGGAGACGGUCCAAAACAUUUUCUAAUAUUUGUGAUAUGAUUUGUAAGCAGGUAAUGGACACAGCAGAAUAUAUAGUUGAUGCCUGGGCAUCUUACUGUAUAGAGGAUUGUCAUUCAAAUGAAACAAUCUCUGUUGUUUUCGUUGUGAUAACUGCAGAUAUGUCGAAAAUUAUUCAUCUAAAAGACUAUAAAUAUCAUUUGAUUUCUCAAAACACAUUUAGCAGUGAAAGCGAAAUUGUACUUACUAGGGAGUUAUCAGAUGAAACACAUGAUAUAUCCAGGGACCGUGAUACUCUUGAAGAGUUGAGAAAAUGUAUAGCUCACCAUGCUGAUGAUCUUCUCGAAAAACACAGUAAUAUUAAUGUUAUUUUACCAAGUUUCAAGAAGUCAAAGGGAUUUUAUUCUGACAAUCAUAGCAUUGUCGAUGAACCAUGCAUUGCACUCUAUAUUCUUGUAAAAGGUUAUAUACCAAUAAAUGAGGACCCAUUUCCACAAGAACUUGAUGGAUUUAAAGUAGAUGUUCUUGAAGGUAAAUUCGAAACAUAUAACGGAGGACCAAACGACUUUCACGAACGCCUGAAGAUGGGACUGGCUAUCCAUGCAAACAUUCUUGAUAGUAAUAAAAAUUUACUUGGUGGUACUCUUGGAGGAUUCGUCAACCAUCCCGUGUACAAGAUGUGUGGAAUCACAUGUGCUCACGUCGUUUGUUCCAGUGAAGAAAUGAACUCUAUCAAGUUUUGCGGUAUUAAAGAUGGUUUGGAUAAACCAGUGUUUCAGCCAGUGAAUGACGAAUCCGCACCGUUCGGUAGAGUUGUAAGGGCUGUUUACAAGCCUGGUGAUGAAUCGUCAUCGGGGAUGGAAGCUGUCCUUUUUCACAUACAAGAAAGGCAUCCAGAAGAUGGCAGUUUUCCGAUGGCUUUCAAUGACAUACAAGCAGGUUUUGAUAAAAGCAGACCGCUUACUUACGAUUCGGGAGUUGUCUGUGAAGCAUCGGCCAUUAGACCAAGAACUGAAGUGUACAAAUACGGCAUGGCGACUGGUAUUACUAGAGGGAGCUUUGCUUUACAAGGUGCCGUUGUUCGCAAAGAAAGAAUGGAAGGAAAUAGACAUAGUUUUGGAUAUAGUCUUAAAAAUCAGUUAGUUGUUCUCCAAAUAGGAGUGGAGCCCUUUGCAGAACCCGGAGACUCGGGGGCUUUGGUGCUGAUAGACGGAGGUCAUCACGAUUCUGUCGCUAUCGGCAUUGUUGAAGGUGGCAUUCAAGGCAGAGUGUUUGUGACGCCAAUCUGUGAUAUUCUAAGAGCUUUUGGGUGUUCAGACAUAAAGAUGUACCAGUUCAACAUUUUGAAAAACGGCCCUCUUUUAAUUGACUCUAGGGUAGACAUUGAUGAUUCUGAAUCGAUGGAUGUCAAUGAUUAGUAAAGUGUGAAGAAACUACAGACAACAAAACCUGCCGUCAUACACAUACUGUUAGUGUCGUUAUCUAAUAUUUCUUGAGUAAACGUCUAAGAUAAACAGCAGUCACCACUGCAAACAUUUUCUAGAGAAGUUAAAACAAAUUAUUAUGGCAGCAAUGCUGGAACAACUCUGAUAAUAUCUAUGACAUUUAUCCUUUGAACUGUUCCAAAAUCAUCUAAUCUAGGUUUUGAUAUAGCCAAACUUCAUUGAGACUGGAGCUGAGAAAAAAAACUAUAAUGAUGAUAAGUUUAGUUUACAAUAUAAGAUGUAAUUACAAGUAUCCUAAUAAAUGGGGCCUUCGUAGCCGAGUGGUUCAGGUCGCUAACUUAAACUCACUUGCCCCGAGCUUAGCUCGGGCGUUGAAUUCUUAAUGUGCUGGCUUGUGGAAUAUCGGUCGUUCUACCUAGGUGGCUGCCCGUGAUGGAAUAAUGCAUACAUAAAAAGCUGGGAAGUCCGAUAUGACCUAUAAUUGUAUCGCUGUGACGUUAAAUCCAACAAAAACAAAAUCCACAUAUAAAUUGCCAAUCCAUAGAUUGUGCUAUAGACAGGUCUAUUGUUCAAAUACAUAUUUUGCCGAGAUCAAGACAAUUUUUGAAGAAAUAAAUUUAAACAGUUGUUUCUCAUCUCAUGUAAUAAAAUAGUUUGGAAAUCGGGAAAAUAGUUCUGACUGUUGACUUGGCCGGCAAGUCAUUCAAUUGUGUAUAUAAAUUGAAAAGUUUUCUGAUUAAAUAAAACUUUGCUUUGUGUAACGGACUUUCCAAAUUGUAUUUCUUUGUGCUUAUUUUUCCCUUUUCUCUGUAGAGACAUUUUGUAAGAUAUCAUUAUUUAGCAUUGUGUGCUUGCAAAAUAUCCAGUCUAUGCUGUGAACAAUUACUAGUAUAUAAUCAGAAAAUGUAAGGAAAUGUGGAAACGUUUCGCGAGUUUUCUAUGUUGAUAGAAUAACAGUCACGUUGAAACUUCAUUCAAUUGCAUAAAGUAGAACAUUUUUGUGACAAUUUAUACAAUGUGUUUCGUUUAGUAGAAUUGUGUUUUCCGCACGCAUGACCAGUAUCGCAUUAUACAUUUGACCGAAAUUUGACUAAUGUUUUCGUAGUGUACAGUUAUUGCUUACUAUAGAAAUAUCGUGUGCCGAACGUUCACAUGCACAGAUAAUACAUUUACUUUAUCUUAGGCUGUCUUUUGUUUAUAAAUUGUGUUUGUCUCAUGUGUAAAUCUAUAAGCAAACUUUGAAUAUGUUGAAUAAUCUUGCUCUUUACUCGGACAUUGUAAUUAUACAGAUACACUUAAUGAAACAGAAUUCUUUUUAUUUGGCGUUUUAGUUUCGGUCCUUUGGGGCUGGUCAAAUUUUGAUAACUCCUCCAUCGACAGUCUGUUAUUAUAUAUCUAUACAUAUAUAUGUUUAUGCAUUGUUUGCUUAUGUAGCACACAAAAUAGCUUAAAGAGUCUGCAUUGCAUUAAUGAAACACUUUGUUUUCGAAUAAUGCUGCCUCUCAGACUUGCUUGUUUAUUUGUAUUCUUUGGUUUGUAAUAUGAAAAUGUAUUUCUUAUGUGUUUUAUUUUCUCUAGUUAUUUUAUCAUACACUGCACUUUUGUUUUAAAUAUUCUUUGUAUGUAUUUUCAUUAUGUCGCUGGAUGUAAUGUUUAUUGCAACCAUUUGUGAAAGCAUAUUGUGUAAAUAACAUGUAGACUUUGACAGUAUUACACAUAAAUGUACGAAUUAAUUGUACACUAGAACGUGAUUUUUAGAUAAUUUGAGGUAAAUGGAUUUCAUUCCAUUUUUGGAUGCAUCAAUGUUAAAUUAAUUUUAUCUUUAUUCAUUAGGAUGAUUAAUAGCAGUUUUACCAUACACUGAUUUCUAGUACUAGUACGCAAAACACAUGGAAAGUUUAAUGAUGAAUUCUUAAUUAGUAUUCAUGUUAGCUCUUUCUAAUUGUCUCAUAAUCCUACAAAAACCUAUUUAUCUUCACAUGCUUCUGGCGAAACGAAUUUAUUUCCAAACUGAAAUUGCCUUUGGAAUAGAACUUACAAUUUCUUGAUGCAUAAAAACCUAUGUCUCCGAAGGCCAAAAUGUGCCAUUAAGUCUUUACGUCUGCUUCAAAAUUGUACUACAUGGGUUAAUAUCUUGUAUUUUUUCAUAUGCCUACUAUGAUCACAUUGAAGGGCAUACAUUAUUUGCGCAAACGAAACACGCUUUUACUCAAGAGAAUCAUGAACCAUGUUGAUGAGUUAAAGUGAUAAUGAAUUUUAAAUGAGCAAUCUUUUACAUAAUUUAUCGUUCCUUAAUUCUCAUUCCAGAAACACCGUACUGUAAUUCCUUUCGCUUGUGACUAAUGCAGUCCUGAUACAAAUCAAGUACAUUGGUCAAUUAUAAGACCAUUUUAAAUAGGUACAGUUUGUUUUCAUUCGAAGAAAUAUUGAUAAAACAUAAUAGAUGUAUAGCAUAAAACACAUUUAAUGUAAUAUUUGCUUUAAACAUUAUCAUAUUUUUAUUCAUGCCCCCUCCCCACUACUACACCCGUUUGAAGAAGAUGGGGUGUAUUGUUUUGCUCUGUCGGGCUGUUG
Mercenaria mercenaria is the source of this 4148-nucleotide messenger RNA. RefSeq lists its product as uncharacterized. The transcript is spliced from 2 exons. The record is from RefSeq and is a predicted model, not a curated record. NCBI's taxonomy places the organism in Eukaryota, Metazoa, Mollusca, Bivalvia, Venerida, Veneridae. Bases 42 to 1547 code for a protein of 501 amino acids.